Acomys russatus (golden spiny mouse) is the source of this 2558-nucleotide messenger RNA. RefSeq names its product prolactin receptor (gene Prlr). Gene Ontology annotation, biological process: cytokine-mediated signaling pathway. Lineage: Eukaryota; Metazoa; Chordata; Mammalia; Rodentia; Muridae. Gene Ontology annotation, molecular function: cytokine binding; cytokine receptor activity. The record is from RefSeq and is a predicted model, not a curated record. The transcript is spliced from 8 exons. Gene Ontology annotation, cellular component: external side of plasma membrane; membrane; signaling receptor complex. Bases 97 to 1947 code for a protein of 616 amino acids.
UGCACCUGACUGGCUACAAUUUAACAAAUGUGACCUGGGGUUUUCUCUUCCAGGGAGCCUCUGAUAUAUUGCCUGUAGCAAGAAGAGGGGGCCAACAUGAAGGAAAACAUGCCAUCUGCACUUGCUCUCAUCCUACUUUUCCUCCACAUCAGCCUUCUGAAUGGACAAUCACCACCUGGAAAACCUCAGGUCCACAAAUGCCGUUCCCCUGACAAGGAAACAUUCACAUGCUGGUGGAAGCCUGGGACAGACGGAGGACUUCCUACCAAUUAUACACUGACUUACAGCAAAGAAGGAGAGAGAAGCAUCUAUGAAUGUCCAGACUACAGAACCAGUGGCCCCAACUCCUGCUUCUUUAGCAAGCAGUACACGUCCAUAUGGAAAAUAUACGUCAUCACAGUAAAUGCCACCAACCAAAUGGGAAGCAGUACCUCAGACCCACUGUAUGUGGAUGUGACUUACAUAGUUGAGCCAGAGCCUCCUCGGAACCUGACCCUAGAAGUGAAAGAGCUAAAAGACAAAAAAACCUAUCUGUGGAUAAAAUGGUCCCCACCCAACAUAACUGAUAUAAAAACUGGUUGGUUUACACUGGAGUACGAAAUUCGAUUAAAGUCUGAAGAAGCAGAUGAGUGGGAGACCCACUUUACGGGGCAGCAAACACACUUUAAGGUUUUUGACUUAUAUCCAGGACAAAAGUAUUUUGUCCAAACUCGCUGCAAGCCAGACCAUGGAUACUGGAGUAGAUGGGGCCAAGAGAAUUCCAUUGAAAUACCCAAUGACGUCGCCCUGAAAGACUCAACUGUGUGGAUCAUUGUGGCUGUGCUCUCUGCUGUCGUCUGUUUGGCUAUGGUCUGGGCAGUGGCUCUGAAGGGCUACAGCAUGAUGACCUGCAUCUUUCCACCAGUUCCUGGGCCAAAAAUAAAAGGAUUUGAUACUCAUCUGCUGGAGAAGGGCAAGUCUGAAGAACUGCUGAGUGCCUUGGGGUGCCAAGACUUUCCCCCUACUUCUGACUCUGAGGACUUGCUGGUGGAGUUUUUAGAAGUGAGUGACAAUGAGGACAAGCAGCUAAUGCCAUCCCAUUCCAAAGAGUAUCCAGGUCAAGGUGUUAAGCCCACACACCUAGAUCCUGACAGUGACUCUGGUCAUGGAAGCUAUGACAGUCAUUCUCUUUUGUCUGAAAAGUGUGAGGAGCCCCAGGCCUAUCCCCCUACCUUCCACAUCCCUGAAAGCAUUAAGAAACCAGAGAAUCCAGAGGCAAAUAUUCCUCCCACCCAGGAACCCCAAAGCAGCAUUCCGUAUUUUCAUGAAGAUGUAUCCAUCUCUUCAACAUGGCCUUUACUGCCUAGCCAACACUUGCCCAGAUCUCCUUACCACAGUAUUGCUGAUGUGUGCAAGCUAGCUGGAGGUCCUGUGGAUACAAUGGCCUCUUCCCUGGACAAAGCAGGAAAAAAUGUUCUAAAGAUUUCUAAAACCCCUGAGACUGGAAAGGAAGAAGAGGUGGCUGAGCAAGAGGAGAUGAAAUGCUUCCAUUCUGAGAAUAAACAAAGCACAUCAUGGCCACUGCUCCUGGAGAAAGCCCCCACUGUCUAUGCCAAACCCCAAGACUAUGUGGAGAUUCAUAAAGUUAACAAAGAUGGAGUGCUAUCCUUGUUCCCCAAACAGAGAGAAAAUGACCAGACAGAGAAACCCAGGGCGCCUGAAGCCAGCAAGGAGUACACCAAGGUGGCUGGGGUUGCAGAUAACAACAUCUUGGUGUUAGUGCCAGAUUCUCGAGCCCAGAACACAGCUCUGUUUGGGGAAUCAGCCAGGAAUGUACCACCAUCACUUGAACAGAACCAAUCUGAGAAAGAUCUCUCCAGCUUUGCUGCAACCUCGAGCAACUGUAGACUCCAGCUGGGCAGGCUGGAUUACCUGGAUCCCACAUGCUUCAUGCACUCCUUUCACUGAGAGCUACAUUUAUGAAACGGUCGGCCAAAAUGUGAUUUUUCUCUUCAGGUAACACUACAGAGUCAUGAAAUAGUAUGGUCUGCUAGCAAAUGUUCAGGAUGUGGGUUUUUUUUUAAAGCACUACUUCACUCCUUUUUGUGCUCAUGUCCAACACUUGCCUCUUUUCAACAGCUGAUCUUCAGAACAAAUCAAUGUGUUUCCUGUGAUUUAUAGAUUUGCCUUUUGAUAAUAUAUAUAAAGAGAUAGAUAGAUAGAUAUUAAGUAUAUGCAUUCAAUGAAAUAAAAGCACAUUUGCUUACUGUUCUUGAGGGAUGGUGCCAACAGGUAUAGCCUCUGCAUGUGACAGAAGGUAUGAAACAGUAAAAGUGACUUAGCACAAGAAGAUAACAGACAUGUUGAAAAAUGCUUUUGAAACAUUGUUUUUAAAAACUGAUUGCAAAGCCUUUACACUCCUUUUCAUUUUUAUUAGGAUGGUCCAAAUAUAGCACUUUUUGAAAGAAUACAUUCCAGGACACCAGCCAAAUUGUUUACAUCAGUCCCUAUACCUUACUGACCUAUUAUGGCCUAUAUGCAAAUGGAAAUAUGCCCCCAAUUUUUUCUUAAGGUAAUUU